Messenger RNA from Triticum urartu, 2023 nucleotides. RefSeq lists its product as uncharacterized. The record is from RefSeq and is a predicted model, not a curated record. NCBI's taxonomy places the organism in Eukaryota, Viridiplantae, Streptophyta, Magnoliopsida, Poales, Poaceae. Gene Ontology annotation, molecular function: nucleic acid binding.
CUCUGUCACUCGCUCGCUCUCGCCGGAGAAAGUUUUUGCUGCCUCGCCGCUUCCACCCACGCCUCUUCUCCGGCCAUGGCCGUCACCGCCAGCAAACUUAGGGCGGACGCGCCGCAGUACGUCUACCACGGCAACCUCCAGCUUCCUCCACUCCCGCCUCCUUGCCACAAGACGGCCAUGGGCGGCCCCCUCCCUCCACCCCCGUCUCCUCAUCACGAGACGGCGAUGGGCGGCCCCCAGUACAGCGCCGCGGCCUGCUCGAUGACUUUCCCGGUCUUCGCCAGCUACCCGCCCCCGCCCCCGCCAUACGUUCCCGCUCCCGGACCAAUCUACGGCGUCCCUCAGCCACCGCAGCCGGCAUUCCGGUGUCAUGUCCACUUCGCUCCCCCCUCGCUGCUGCGUUCAACCGCGCCGCCGCGCCGCCUCGGCAAGGUUCCCCCCUCGCUGCUGCGUCCAACCGCGCCGCAGUGCCGCCUCGGCAAGGUUCCCCCCUCGCUGCUGCGUCCGACCGCGCCGCAGUGCCGCCUCGGCAAGGUUCCCCCCUCGCUGCUGCGUCCAACCGCGCCGCACUGCCGCCUCGGCAAGGCUGUCCCCUCGGCGCCACCAAAGCAGGCAGCGGUGGAGACUUUCCCCGGCAAGGAAGCCCCCUCGCCGCCGCUGCCGGCUGCGCCGGUGCCUUGGAGCACCGAGGCUGUCCCCACGUCGCCACCGCCCACAGCGCCGGUGCCCUCGAGCCGCAAGGCUCCGGAAGUUUCGGCGCGGCCGCACGGCCUCCCUCCGCACAGGCUCAUGUUUUGGGCCGUGGACGUGGACGCCGAGAAGCAGCAGGCGCAGGCGGCGGCCAUCGCGGGGGCGGCCCAGUCCGUGAAGCCUCGCGGAAGGAAGGCCGGGCCGGGUCGGAUGCAGGCGCAGCAGCACAGGACGGGGAGGAGAAGGAGCGGUGAGCUCGGGCGCCGGCAGGCGAAGGCGGCGCCAGCCGAGGUCGCCUGCAAGCCGGCGUUCACGACGAGGCCGCCGACGCCGAGGCCCGCGCCGGAGUGGAGCGACCCGCAGGUCACCACCGUCAUGAUCCGGAACAUCCCCAACAGGCUCAAGCCGGCGGAGAUGAUGCAGUUGCUGGACGACCACUGCGCCCGCGAGAACAGGGAGGAGAAGCGCGGCGACGUGCCCGCCGCCUACGAUUUCCUCUACCUGCCCAUGGAUUUCAGCUUGUGCUGCAACCUGGGGUACGCGUUCGUGAACCUCACGUCGGCGCAGGCGGCGCGCGUGCUCCACUCCGCCCUGCACGGCGCCCGCUGGACGGUGUUCGGCACCAACAAGGUCAUCGACAUCUGCGCCGCGCGUAUCCAGGGCAAGAGGGCGCUGGUGAAGCACUUCAGCAACUCGACCUUCCCGUGCGCCACCGACGACUGGCUCCCCGCCGUCUUCUCACCGCCGCGCGACGGCGCCGCCGACCCGUCCGUCGCCGGCGAGGCCACGCGCGUCGGCACCCGCGUCACUCCCGCCACUCCCCUGCGGGCCACGCCACGGGCGCAGCGGCUGGCAGGCAAGCCCGUGGCCCGUGGGCGUCGCCAGCGCGGGGUCAUGAAGCCGAGCAGCGCAACAAGCUGCGCGUGAGGCGUACUAUGCUCCAUUGCUCGUUCGUGCUAGGGUAGCAGCGUCGCACGGUCAAACCGGAGUCCGGCCAUGCCUUCCCUUUCUUUCUCCUUUGGUUGGUGCAGGGAGGGAAGGCUGUUGGACUCUGGACAUGAGCAAGCAUCGCACUGCUCUGCCACGGAAAUUUCUUUGUCUCCACUUAGAAAUCGCCAUGAAAUCUCUCCUGUGUGUGUGGUGUAGCAUCAGCCUCUAUCCUGUGCUGGCUGUGUAAUGUGUCCGUAGCAUGUGUCUUGUUCAAAGCAAAAGACUGUCUGGUGUCUGGUCGCCGAGUCGCCAUUGGCCCAGGCAUUGUACGGUACCUCCCGUGCUGCAAGCUCUCUGUUUGUGGGUUGGAAGUUGGAACUAGAAGCUAGUCUGUGGUGCUUUC